Thlaspi arvense is the source of this 1812-nucleotide messenger RNA. Lineage: Eukaryota; Viridiplantae; Streptophyta; Magnoliopsida; Brassicales; Brassicaceae. The record is from the annotation of a GenBank genome assembly.
AUGUCGAUCUCCAAAAUCGUAGGUUUUCUGGUUUUCGCCUGUCUCCUGAUCUCUUCCUCUGUAGCUCAGUCUCCUGCUCCAGCUCCCUUCAGCGGCGGAGGAAGGCGGAUUAUAUCUCCGGCGAUCUCUCCUUCUCCGUCUAAAACCCCGACUCCUAAAUCCUCCGUCACUUCUCCUCCUUCAUCGUCUCAAGCAGAUUCUCCUUCCAUCGAUACUUCAGCAGCAGCUCCGUCUUCCAUCUCCGAUUCGCCAUCAGAAGCUCCUGGUCCAGCACAGAGCAACGCCGUGGCUAACAGAUACACGGUUUUUGGUGGAUCCGUCGCCGCUAUGCUAUGCGCUGCGUUUUGGGCUAUUCGAUUGACGAAUGUUGCCGUCGGAAGCAAUUUCACUCGGAACGCCGAAUCUACGCGAUUCUCGAAGUCCUACAGUGCGGAUACCGCAAUCGGAGGCUCGUAUGACGAGGAAUCGGAAGAGAAAGACGAUCUGAGGAGCCGGAUUUUCAGAUUGAGACUCCCGAAGCGGAGCGCAACGACUGUUCUCGAGAAAUGGGUUGGCGAAGGGAAUCAGCUUACAGUCACUGAACUUCGAGAGAUCUCCAGAGAGCUUAGGCGAACUCGGCGUUACAAGCACGCUCUCGAGGUUACAGAGUGGAUGGUUCAGCAUGAAGAAUCUAACAUCUCAGAUGCUGACUACGCGUCACGCAUAGAUUUGAUUUCAAAAGUUUUCGGUAUCGACGCAGCUGAACGCUACUUUGAAGGUCUGCAUCUAGCUUCAAAGACAACUGAGACAUAUACUUCUCUCCUUCAUGCUUAUGCUGGCUCCAAACAAACCGAGCGAGCCGAGGCCCUGUUCAGGAGAAUCAUAGAGGCUGAGAGUCUCACAUUCGGUGCCAUCACGUACAACGAGAUGAUGACUUUAUACAUGUCUGUCGGGCAAGUUGAGAAAGUACCCGAGGUUAUCCAAGUGCUUAAGCGCAAAAAGGUCUCCCCGGACAUUUUUACUUACAACCUGUGGCUAAGUUCAUGUGCUGCAACCUUUGACAUAGAUGAGCUCAGAAAGAUUCUGGAAGAGAUGAGGCAUGAUGCUAAUUCCAAAGAGGGUUGGGCUCGGUAUAUCGAUCUUACGAGUAUCUACAUAAACAGUAGUAGACUAAGUAGUGCGGAGUCCAGCUCACCGGUUGAAGCUGAGAAGUCUAUUUCACAAAGAGAAUGGGUCACGUAUGACUUCCUUGUGAUUCUGCACACUGGAUUAGGAAACAAGGAUAUGAUAGAUCAGAUUUGGAAGUCUCUGAGGAACACUAACCAGAAACUGAGCAGCAGAAGCUACAUUUGUGUGCUUUCAUCUUAUGUAAUGCUUGGCCAUUUGAGAGAAGCCGGGGAAGUUAUAGAGCAGUGGAAGGAGUCUAAAACGACAGAGUUCGACGCUUCUGCUUGCUCGAGGAUCUUGAAUGCUUUUAGAGAUGUCGGGUUAGAGGAAAAAGCCAGUGAAUUUCAAUUGCUCUUGGUUCAGAAGAAAUGCAGCGUGGAAAACGAGGUAUCAUAAGAUUGGGUCUCUGAGACAAAUAAGCUGUGAAAUUCUGAUGCUAUUGGCAAGAAUCAGAUCAAGCUCAUCAAUAAAAAAAUAGAGGUUUUAUUACUCUUCACUGUAAUUUUUUGUUAUUUUGUUAUUUUUGUUCCUUACGUCGGAGGCAGUGAGACUUACGAUUUUCUCAUUUGAAGAUUUUGCUUACGAUCUUUUUACUCGAACGAAUCAUUUAUCGCUGCGAUUAAUAUCCAUGGGCCUUUGACCAGGUCCAUUAGAUUUCAUAUAAAG